Molecule: messenger RNA, 3540 nt
Organism: Hippocampus comes (tiger tail seahorse)
Lineage: Eukaryota; Metazoa; Chordata; Actinopteri; Syngnathiformes; Syngnathidae
Gene: fgf16
Product: fibroblast growth factor 16
Exons: 3
Coding region: 500-1162 (220 amino acids)
Molecular function (GO): growth factor activity
Source: RefSeq, a predicted model, not a curated record
GGGGCGAGGAAGCACCUGCUUCCAAAGAGGAGGAGAAGAAGGAGGAGAAGGAGGAGGAGGAGGAGAGACGGAUCUCACGAGAAGCUGCAGUUGUUGGCACUGACACUUGUGCGUAAACUUGGAUUGCACCGAGAAUAUGCACAAGUUAUUUUCCUUCAUCUGGCGGGGAAAUCGGGAGGCGCGAGCCGUCAAAAAGCAGCAGAUGGAUGGCGUCGUGGUAAAUGUUCAAGGAUGGUCUUUGAACGCACCGCUCGUUACUUCGCAUUGAGGAGAUUUUAUGUAGACGACUGCGCUGCAGACAAGUCGGAUUAGAAGAGUCCGCGCUCGGAGUGAGGUGCGCGCAACAAGAGGAUGCCAGCCAGGCGUGGCCAAUGUGAGGAGAAUGCGUGGGGAGGAUGUAUAUAAUAGAGUCUUUUCCUUCUCAUUAGCGCACAUAUCAAAACGGAUGACGAGAGGACUUCAUUUAGCCUGCAUGGCUCGGACAUUUUGACCACUUUAAAUGCCUUCGCUUAGUUUAAACCUGACGGCCGCGCACACCAUGGCCGAGGUGGGAACUUUGUUCGGAGGGCUCGAUUUGGAUUUACAAAGUUUCCCCGCGUUUGGGAACGCGCCCCUUCAGCCGGAGUCGCCGCUGGGCUUGAAUGAGCGCCUGGGCCAGAGCGACGGGGGCCUCCAGCGGGGGUCGCCCACCGACUUCGGCCACCUCAAAGGCAUCCUGAGGCGGCGGCAGCUCUACUGCAGGACCGGCUUCCAGCUGGAGAUAUUCCCUAAUGGGACCGUGCACGGGACCAGGCAGGACCACAGCAGGUUUGGUAUCCUGGAGUUCAUCAGUCUGGCAGUCGGUCUGGUCAGCAUCAGGGGCGUGGACGCCGGACUGUACCUCGGCAUGAAUGAGAAAGGAGAGCUCUAUGGGUCGAGGAAGCUGACGGCGGAGUGCGUGUUCAGGGAGCAGUUUGAGGAGAACUGGUACAACACGUACGCGUCCACACUCUACAAGCACAACGACACGGCGCGCUUCUACUACGUGGCCUUGAACAAAGACGGCUCGCCCAGGGAGGGCAGCAGGACUAAAAAGCACCAGAAACUCACACACUUCUUACCGCGACCCGUGGAGAUCGAGAAAAUCCCUCAGGCCUACCGGGACCUCUUCCAGGACAGGUGACCGCAGCUUGGACGUGCGGUCCCGCUUCCAAGACGACGUGGCCACAGGGGGUUGUUUGCUACAAAACUGUUUACCGUGCGCUGAGGUCACCGCCUCGGCUCGCUACCAAGAGCACUGAUGUAAACAUCUUUGCGUGUUCCCUGAUGUUGCUUCAUUGCAUCUGCGGCCGACCAAACCGGCAAGAGAGGACGCUCCGGUCGGGCGCUAUAACCACUUUUCCUCGAGAUCAAUUAGCACUACGCUGGCGCGGAACCAACGGACGGUGUGGCCUUUUGAGGGGCGCCUCACGCGAUGGGAAAGGAAGCACUCGAGCUAACGGAAGAGGAGGCACUUUCCCACAUGGACCGAGAGAAAGGAAGGACAGGAAGAAGGCUCAAGUGUACAGUGCACGCAUUGCGCAACAUUCCUGUGACGCGUUCCAAAUGGUCACGGACUGAAGCGAGAAGAGAAUGUCCCGCGCUGGACAGAGAACACGACAAAUGUGGUCUUCAUCCAAGAGCACUUACUGAACCACCAGGACGGAGGAUAGUAUGGACGGCCCUUUGAGCGUUUAUUCCAUAGUAGCAGCGGUAGCAUGCAGUUGGCAAGUAGUGCAGUUUUGCCUUGCUAGUCACAUGUCGUCCUAGGUGUCCUUUAAGCCUACGAGCACGUAAACCUCAAACUGGAUAUCAAGGAUGUCAUAUCAAUGCUCCAAAAUGUUUUUCCUCACUAGUAAGACAAUUCGGCUCCCUGGUAAAGUGACUGCGUCAUACGAGUCAUGUUUUUUUUCCACCAUUGCCUUCCAGUAAAGGAAUGACGACUGAUGUAUUCGUAGCACAACUGCAAGUGAAGCAACUCGUACAAACUGGUAGAAUGUCAUCAUGUCAGUCGUGGUACAAGCAACGCGCAUAUUGUCAUUGAGUGCAAACUUUUGCCUCACUAACACGUAGAUGUCGAACGAGUACACCAAAGUUGUCCUACUCCUGAGUGACGAAUCAAAUUCAUGCUGAAACAGUUUUCCAUCAAGCAACAUUGUUACAAUCUAGUUUAAGGGCCACAUACUAGUACACCCUUCGUCCUCAUUAAGUGGAUCGAUUGUCUUACCAGUGCACGUUUUUUGUUUUUCCAACCACUCCCUUCCACUGUUGGAUGACCUAUGUGCACUAUAAUAGGACAACUUUGGCAGACUAGUAGGACAUACGAUUUGCUAGUGACGUAAUACUACUAGUGGGCAUUUUGGUAUCAUUAGUAGGUGUCUACUCAGUCAUUCGAUUCGAGUGCUGAAUCAAUUUCACUCGUGAGAACAAGGAGCAGACUAGUACAUGAACCUCAAUCACUGCCUUCCAUGAUAGGAAGGAUGAGUUUGACAUCCUGGAAGGGCAACACCAUGAUACUAUAUUGAGUCAAAACUGUGCACUAGUUGACAUUUGUGCACAGUAUCACUAGUGACACGGUAGAUGUUAACUAGUGGAAUUUUACAAUGUCACUUUGGUACUAGUAGCACACAGUUGUGAAGUGCACAUUUUUGCCUCAUCGGUCACAUGGAGUUGUCCUACUAGUGCGCAAUUAAUCAAAUCAAUACCCAAACAGAUUUCCUGUUGUGUAUUUAUUAAAUAUCCUUACAAUCCAUCUUAAGUACCACGUACAAGUACACUCUUUGUCCUCACUAUUAGGACACAUUAGUGCACUAAUAUAACAACGUUUUUUUCCACUACUGGAUGACAAUUUCUGCACUCUACGAAGACAACUUUGAUAUAGUAAAGGGGACCAGCGAAGCAAAAUGUUGGUGCUACGAGAAGGGUCCAAGAGGAUACUAGUGUGUAAAAUAUGCCUGCUAGUUGGGUCAAGUAGUGUUACUGUUAGUUUAUCAUUUAGAUUUAUCUGCUGACCAGUAGGCCAGCAGACAUGGGGGGAAAAAAAAGUCAUGCUACGAGUGUGUUGAAUUGUCUUACUAGUACAUUGAGAUGGAUCUCAAGGAUAUGGAAUAAAAGCUAAAAGGGCUUUCCAUAAGCUUUGAAUAAUCGGUGUGAUCAAUGCGAUUGACGUGUGAUGUUCAGUGUGUCAGGAACACUAUUCAAAAGGCAAGCAGCCGAGGGGUACAUAUGGGCGAUCCUAUUUAUGAGAUGUAAAAUAUAUUUAUUUUCGACAUAUAAAGUAUAAAUAUAAAUCUAUAUAUUUAUUUAUUGUAAAGACUCUAUUUUGUAAUGAACUUGAAAUUAUCGCGACCGUAGAUUCUACUGAAAUUACACCAAUAAAGCAUUUUUUAGAAAAUAAUAAUAAAUGAUAAAGAUUUGCAGUUAAUAUGACAAUAAAAUUGUCCUGCUAUGUGACAUAUGCUCGUGAGACUGUUUGUGUCUGGAUCCAAAUUUGAUGUACCAAUUAAAAACAUGUAGAUUGUA